AUGAUCCCUCAGGUUUGGUGGUUCUUGUUCUUAUUACAUGUCCAGAUUUCUGUGGCCCAGAAUUAUUUUGAAGAGAGGAGAUCUGUAAGAAAUAGGCCCAAAGCAUUAGUAUCCAGCCCAGUGGAGAAGAUUCCCAGCCUCAGUGAACAAGAUGAAGACUGCCUUCUGGAAAUGGCCUUCCUCUUGGACAGCUCAGAAAGUGCUAAGGAAUAUAAUCACAAUCAGGAGAAAAGAUUUGUUUUGCAAAUGGUGGACAAACUAAAGGGCGUUCAACUGGACUCCAUGAGGCCUUUCAGCUGGAGGAUGGGCUUAAUCCAGUACAGCAGCACAGUACUGAUAGAGCAAACCUUCAGAGACUGGAAAGGACCUGACAACUUUAAGGCUCACAUUUCCCCCAUUGUAUAUAUUGGCCAUGGUACAUUCACCUCCUAUGCCAUCACAAACUUAACUCAGCUCUACAUGAAUGAAGGCACACAUAAAAGCUUGAAAGUGGCCGUACUCCUAACUGAUGGGGUGGACCAUCCCAGAAACCCUGAUAUAUUUGCCGCUACUACUAAUGCCAAAAACCACGAUAUCAAGCUCUUCAUUGUUGGAAUGACUUCCGUAGCCAAGGAGGCCACCAAUGCUGCAAAACUGCGUCUCCUGGCCAGCGUGCCUGCUACCAGAUUUGUCUUCCAUUUGCAGGAAGCUGAUAUGGUGGAUAAAAUCAUCAAGGAAGUGAAAGAACUGGCAGAAGAAGGGUGUCGGCAAUCGCCCAUUUGUACCUGUGAAAAAGGUGAAAAGGGUCUUUCUGGAUCUCCUGGUAAGAAAGGUCGGCCUGGUGAUGAUGGUAUCCCUGGACAGAAAGGCAGUAAGGGUGAAUCCGGCCUGAAUGGUAUUCCUGGCAGAGACGGUUUAGAGGGAAAACCCGGAUAUAAGGGAGAGCAGGGAGAGAGAGGAGAGUGUGGUAUUCCUGGUGUCAAGGGAGAUCGGGGUCCUGAAGGUCCUACUGGAACAAGAGGUCUGAGGGGCGUGCAGGGUAUCCAAGGACCUCCAGGAGAUCAGGGACCAGAAGGACCGCAAGGAGCAAAGGGUGAUAGAGGUGUUGCUGGACCACCAGGAGCACAAGGAGAAACAGGAAUAGGACUUCAAGGACUGAAGGGAGACAUGGGUCACCAAGGAAGACCAGGACCCAGUGGGCCGCCAGGAAUUGGAGAACCCGGAUCGUCGGGACCUCAGGGAUCGCAGGGGCUGCCAGGAGAAAGGGGACCUCAAGGAGAAGGAUUUCCUGGACCCAAGGGAGAUCGAGGAUUUGAAGGACCUAGAGGAACCCGUGGCUCACCAGGACCUAGCAUUAAGGGUGAUAAGGGAGAGUUUGGUCCUCCUGGCUUACCUGGUCCAAUUGGUUUACCUGGUAUUGGAAUACAAGGAGAAAAGGGAGUCCAGGGUCCUGUUGGGCCAACAGGCAUGAGAGGACCACCAGGAGAAGGACUCAUGGGGUCCAAGGGAGAUCAAGGUUUGCCAGGAGAAUCUGGAGUACCUGGAGAAAGAGGGAUUGGUGAAUCUGGAGCAAAGGGUGAACCCGGGUCUACAGGUUUAGCUGGUUUACCUGGUUUACCAGGGGAAGAUGGUGCCCCAGGACAAAAGGGUGAGUCAGGACUUCCGGGUCUCAGGGGUCCAGAAGGGUCUCUUGGUAUUGGCAUACAAGGUGAAAAGGGUGACCAAGGACAACGUGGCAUCCGUGGCUUAACUGGGCCCCCAGGGCCUUCUGGACCAUCAGGACCAAAAGGUGAAAUAGGUGCUGUAGGACGUCUUGGAAUGCCAGGUCCCCCCGGUCGGGCAAUAGUGGGUCCUAAGGGAGACAUUGGUCCGGCUGGUCCACGAGGUCUUAUAGGAGAACCAGGAAUUGGUAUUGCUGGUCCAAAGGGUGACAGAGGCAAUCCAGGACCACCAGGACCAUAUGGACCAAAGGGAGAUGGAUUUGCAGGACCUCAAGGAAUGCCAGGGCUUACAGGAGCUCCAGGUGAACCAGGACCAGAAGGCAUUGGACUUCCAGGACCAAAGGGAGACCCAGGUUUCAGAGGCCCUAUUGGUGUGUCCGGCCCUCCUGGUGAAGGACUGCCAGGACCUAAGGGAAAUGUGGGAAAAACAGGAUUACCAGGUCCCCAGGGUCCUCCAGGAGAAGGCAUACAGGGUUCAAAGGGAGAACAAGGAGUUCAAGGUUUGCCAGGAUCACGUGGACUUCCGGGAGAGGGACUUCUAGGGCCGAAGGGUGAUCGUGGUUCUGCUGGCGAAAGAGGAAGAAAGGGGGAUAAAGGUGACAAUGGAGAUCAUGGAGGCCCUGGAGAAAUGGGAAAAAUGGGAUCUAAAGGAGAACCUGGAUUAACAAGAGAAGAUAUCAUUAAGAUGAUAAAGGAGAUUUGCGGUUGUGGUGUGAAAUGUAAGGAGAUACCCAUGGAACUUGUGUUCGUUAUCGACAGCUCAGAGAGCGUUGGACCAGAAAACUUUGAAAUUAUCAAAGACUUUGUGACAGCCCUUGUUGACCGUGUAACAGUAGGACGAAAUGCCACACGUAUUGGACUUGUUCUCUACAGUUUAGAAGUGCGGCUCGAGUUUGGCCUAAACAGGUUCACCACUCAGCAAGAUGUAAAGCAAGCCAUCAGAAAGAUGAUGUACAUGGGAGAGGGUACCUACACAGGAACUGCCAUACGAAAGGCUACACAGGAAGGUUUUUAUGGAGCAAGGAAUGGGGUCCGAAAAGUUGCCAUUGUCCUCACAGAUGGCCAGACAGACAAGAGAGAAGUCGUAAAACUGGACAUAGCUGUUCGGGAGGCUCAAGCAGCCAAUAUAGAAAUGUACGCAAUUGGAAUUGUGAAUUCCACUGAUUCAACUCAACAAGAGUUUAUAAGGGAACUAAAUCUUAUUGCUUCUGACCCUGAUGCUGAGCACAUGUACUUAAUCGAUGAUUUCAACACUUUAACAGCUUUGGAAUCAAAAUUGGUUAACCAGUUCUGUGAAGAUGAAAACGGGGCUCUUAUAUACAACCGUGUUGGAAACAAAAUCAGCACAAUUUAUGCACCAAAGGGUUCUUCCCGUUCUACCUCUACUGCACCUCAAGGCAACAGUGACAGUGUCAAGAUUGAAGAAAGUAGAUUAGAAGAAAAACGUAGGUUAGAAGAAAGAAUUAGGUUGGAAGAGGAAAGAAUUCGACAAGAAAGACUUAGACAAGAAAGAAUACGACAAGAAGAAGAAAGAAUACGAAAAGAAGAAGAAAGAAUACGACAAGAGGAAAGACUUCGUCAAGAGGAAGAAAGGCGAAGAGCAGAAGAGUCUUUUGUUGUUUCUCGAUUGCCAAUAGUUCCGCCACGAAAAAUUGCCCCUAUUCCAAACGUUGAUGAAGAGGGAGAAGAUUAUGAUGACGAGGAAGAGGAAAUCGAGCAGUCAGCACCACCUUCUACCAAGAGAGCUGAGAUUGCAGCUCCUUCAAUAUCACAAUCCUCAUCAUCCAGGACUGUCAUAUUAUCUCCAAGUUCAUCAGAGAAAAUUGACCCAAUAUUACCAAAAAUAGACUCUAUCCAGGAUGCACGGUGCAAGCUGCCAUUAGAUCAGGGUCCAUGCCGGACUUAUAUCAUAAAGUGGUAUUAUGAUAAACAAGCCAAUUCUUGUGCCCAGUUUUGGUAUGGUGGCUGCAGUGGAAAUGGUAACCGUUUUGAUACUGAAGAUGAAUGUAAGAAAUCCUGCGUCUUCUAUUUUGAGGGAGAAAUAUAAUGUGGAGUAAAGUGAGAGGCGCUACUCUUGAAACUGAAGGAUUCAAUUAACCAUUUCCUUAAGGCUAGAUUCACCCACAAGAAUUUUCGUCAUCGUUUUUAACAGCGCUUUUU
Bufo gargarizans (Asiatic toad) is the source of this 3860-nucleotide messenger RNA. RefSeq names its product collagen type XXVIII alpha 1 chain (gene COL28A1). The coding region runs from base 1 to 3747 and encodes 1248 amino acids. Lineage: Eukaryota; Metazoa; Chordata; Amphibia; Anura; Bufonidae. Gene Ontology annotation, molecular function: serine-type endopeptidase inhibitor activity. The transcript is spliced from 36 exons. The record is from RefSeq and is a predicted model, not a curated record.